CGCGCUGCCCGUCCCGCUCCGCUCGCCGCCAUCAGCGCCAUGGCGGGGCUGCGCGCGCUGCUGCCGCUGCUCUGCCUGCUCCUGCCGCCCCGCGCCGCCCGCGCCUCCGGCCCCCCGGAGGAGGAGGACGGGGUGCUGGUGCUGCGCGCCGCCUCCUUCGAGCAGGCGCUGGCGGAUCAUCGAUACCUGCUCGUCGAGUUCUACGCCCCGUGGUGCGGGCACUGCAAGGCCCUGGCCCCCGAGUACGCCAAGGCGGCCGCCAAGCUGAAGGCGGAGGGCUCGGAGAUCCGGCUGGCCAAGGUGGACGCCACGGAGGAGUCGGAGCUGGCGCAGCAGUUCGGGGUGCGCGGGUACCCCACCAUCAAGUUCUUCAGGAACGGCGACAAGGCGGCUCCCAAGGAGUACACAGCGGGCAGGGAGGCCGAUGACAUCGUCAACUGGCUGAAGAAGCGCACGGGCCCCGCAGCUGCCACCCUGGCAGACCCUGCUGCAGCUGAGGCCCUGGUGGACUCCAGCGAAGUGGUUGUGAUCGGGUUCUUCAAGGAUUUGACAUCAGAGGCUGCAAAGGAGUUCCUGUCAGCAGCAGAGGCUGUGGACGACAUUCCUUUUGGGAUUUCCUCCAGUGCCGAUGUCUUCACCAAGUACCAGCUCAGCAAGGAUGGUGUGGUCCUCUUCAAGAAGUUUGAUGAAGGCCGUAACAACUUCGAAGGGGAUCUAAAAAAAGAGAAUUUACUGAAUUUCAUCAAGUCUAAUGCGUUGCCCCUGGUCAUAGAGUUCACGGAGCAGACUGCUCCUAAAAUCUUUGGAGGAGAAAUCAAGACUCAUAUUCUGCUGUUCCUACCAAAAAGUGUGUCUGACUACCAAGGGAAGCUGGACAACUUCAAGAGUGCAGCUGGAAACUUCAAAGGGAAGAUUCUGUUCAUCUUCAUCGACAGCGACCACAGUGACAACCAGAGGAUUUUGGAGUUUUUUGGCCUAAAGAAAGAGGAGUGUCCAGCUGUGCGUCUGAUUACGCUGGAGGAGGAGAUGACCAAAUACAAACCUGAAUCAGAUGACCUCUCAGCAGACAAGAUCAAAGAGUUCUGCAACAAGUUCCUGGAGGGCAAGAUCAAGCCCCACCUGAUGAGUCAAGAUCUUCCUGAAGACUGGGACAAGCAGCCUGUCAAGGUUCUAGUUGGGAAGAACUUUGAGGAAGUUGCUUUUGAUGAGAAUAAGAAUGUCUUUGUAGAGUUCUAUGCCCCCUGGUGUGGUCACUGCAAGCAGCUGGCUCCAAUCUGGGACAAGCUGGGAGAGACCUACAGGGACCAUGAGAACAUUGUCAUUGCCAAGAUGGACUCCACGGCCAAUGAAGUGGAGGCAGUGAAAAUCCACAGCUUCCCCACGCUCAAGUUCUUCCCUGCAGGCUCUGGCAGAAACGUCAUUGACUACAAUGGAGAGAGGACACUAGAAGGCUUCAAAAAGUUCCUGGAGAGUGGAGGUCAAGAUGGGGCAGCAGCUGAUGAUGACCUGGAGGACCUGGAGACGGAUGAAGAAACAGACCUUGAGGAAGGUGAUGAUGAUGAGCAGAAAAUCCAGAAGGAUGAAUUGUAAAGAGAAGACUGUGCAUCACCCCAAAAAUCAGACACUAAAUUGGCUGCUGUUGCCAGCCCUGUCAGUCAGAAACCCAUUGAGAUUUAAAGCAGAAAGUGAAUGACUGGAAAUCCAGGGAUUGGCUCUUAAAGUAAUGCUUUACCCUCACUUGUCUGUACACUUGACUCCUUUCUUUCUUUUUGCUCUUGAGAAGGGAUCUGUCACUAGGUAGCCAGCCCAGCCAGCUGGGCUAACUUUUUUUAUUGUGAUGUACUUUUUUGUACACAGCUUUUGUUGGAAGUUUUUUGGGUAGCAGCAGGUUGGGAAGCAGUAACAUGAGUUCAGUGGUCCAGCAUUCUGGAGCCUUGCCACUAACAUCUUCAAGAAAGCUUUUUUUCUUUUAAAACUAAAGCCCAUGGUUGAUUUCUGUGCCUGGCAGGGUCUGUAGUGGUCUCAGCUGUUCUCCCGUGGAAGCAGCUUUCAGCCUCUGCAGGGGAAAGGGCAGUAGUUGGUGGUAUCCUCCUGGUGACAGGUUUAUGGGAAGUUGCUUCUCUGCAUGCUGGCCAGAUGUUUCCCUUCCUCUCUGCUUUAAGACACUAGGAGAUGACAAUUCCAAACACCUGGAAGGGUGGAACAUCGUGCACUGGCUGUGGCAGGCUCUGGGGUGGCAGGGAUUGCUGGCUUACCAGCUUCCACAUGACCUGUGUUGCCAUCCUUUGAUCAAACAUGACUGCUCUGCAGUCACUUCCCAUGCAUUGCUUUAAGUGGGGUGACUGGGGGGGGAGGGCUGAUAAUAACAGAUCAAAUAGGACAUUUGGCAUUACUGGGGUUUGGGGAGGAACUUGAACAGGGGAGUGCCUCAAAGGCCUGAGCUGCAUUGGCUGUUGGCAGCAUUCUGCUACAAUAACAUUGGAACCGAAUUUGUUGGUCAAAUAAAGUUGAGAUUUUAAUACUA
Messenger RNA from Apus apus (common swift), 2524 nucleotides. It is a transcript of the gene P4HB, whose product is annotated as prolyl 4-hydroxylase subunit beta. Gene Ontology annotation, biological process: protein folding; response to endoplasmic reticulum stress. The coding region runs from base 40 to 1590 and encodes 516 amino acids. Gene Ontology annotation, molecular function: protein disulfide isomerase activity. Gene Ontology annotation, cellular component: endoplasmic reticulum; external side of plasma membrane. The record is from RefSeq and is a predicted model, not a curated record. NCBI's taxonomy places the organism in Eukaryota, Metazoa, Chordata, Aves, Apodiformes, Apodidae. The transcript is spliced from 11 exons.